GGCCCAUGUGACACUGCAGAUUUCCUGCGUCGCUAGACCAUUCAUCCCCUUCUUGCGGCAGCUCGGCGUGUGACGGAAUCGCCAUGGAUGGGCUUCGAGGAUGCCGAAUCAGGAUUGAUUCCUAGAGUUGAUGUCGGGGAUCUCUUAGGAGGAGAUAUCGUUGUUGUGGAGUCAGUCGUUGCUUCUAUCCAUGAAGCUCGCGUGGACUGCGAAGAUUUGAUUUCCUCUGAGCACACAACUGGCUCUAUGUAUGGUGAGCAUCCUGGCGCAGGGAGGCGCCUUUUGGAUGCAAUGCUGGGGGAAGAGGAAGCUGGCUCAUACAAUGGUGCUAGCGUGGUUGUUGCCGAUUCAAACGAUAGGCCACCUGAAGAUAUUAGCGAUGCAACCGUUCAGAGAGGAUGGAGAUGCAGAGGGCGUGUUCGUCUCCAACUCAAAAGGCUCCUGCUGGACUCAAAGGAUUAGGAUUGGCAAGGCGGCAGAUGAGAGGGAAAUCAAUCCAAGCAGGGUUCCUGCACUCGAGGCUUCAAGACGUGCUUAUGCAGAUAAAAAAGCUGAUGUUGUUGUUAAUCCGGCAUUGAGGAUAAGUUUUGAUUCGGCCGAAGAUCCUGAGUUCAAAUAUAGUGUUCAAAGUCAAUGAUGAAGGUCGAGUGAUAACUCUGAUGUGGACAACAGGAUGAAGCAUUGAGUAGUUUAAGUGCUUUGGUGAUGUUGUCACCUUUGAUACCACAUACAAAACUAAUAUCUAUGACAUGCCAUUCGGGCUUUUUGUUGGUGUUAACAAUCACUUUCAGAGUAUUAUUUUUGGCGCUGUGCUGAUGAGUGACGUGAAAGUCUGCACUUUCAAGUGGAUUUUCACUGAGUUCUUUCCAAUGAUAUGUGCGCCCCAACCGUGCACAAUCCUAGUAACCUAUCAUUUGUAGAAAAUUUUAUUAACUUAUUUCUGUUGAAUAUAUCGAUUUUUCUUAUCAUAA
This is a messenger RNA of Triticum aestivum (bread wheat), 971 nucleotides long. RefSeq lists its product as uncharacterized. Bases 88 to 462 code for a protein of 124 amino acids. The record is from RefSeq and is a predicted model, not a curated record. The transcript has 3 exons. NCBI's taxonomy places the organism in Eukaryota, Viridiplantae, Streptophyta, Magnoliopsida, Poales, Poaceae.